Messenger RNA from Lathyrus sativus (Indian pea), 513 nucleotides. The record is from the annotation of a GenBank genome assembly. Lineage: Eukaryota; Viridiplantae; Streptophyta; Magnoliopsida; Fabales; Fabaceae.
AUGGCUGAUGCCUCGGAGAAAGCUGUUUCAAAUGAUUCUUUGAACUCGAAAGAAGUUGAGAAGCCUCAGAUUCAGCCCAUAGGUUUGCCCACCGUUGAGGAAAUUCGCGGCCAAGAUAUUUGGAACAAUUGCGCUGUGCGCAGUGUUGUUAGCGGAGUCAUGGGUGGUGGUCUUGGCAUCUUCAUGGGAUUGUUUCUUGGAGCACUGGACAACCCUCUAAUGCAAGAGGAAAUGACUGGCAGACAACAAAUUAUAUUUCAAGCAAAACAAAUGGGGCGAAGGAGUUGGAGUUCUGCCAAAGCGUUUGCUGUUAUGGGUUUUGUAUUCUCAGCUGCCGAGUGUGUUGUUGAGAAGGCACGAGCAAAACACGACAUCACAAAUACUGCUAUUGCUGGAUGUACUACUGGAGGUGCUAUAUCAGCAAAAGGUGGUCCAAAAGCUGCAUGCUUUGGUUGUGCUGGAUUUGCUGCAUUUUCUGUCGUAAUAGAGAAGUUUUUGGAGAGGCAUCAAUAA